UGGACUUCACUCCUUCAGUCUCUCUCACUUCAAAUUCCCAAGUCCCAACCCCUCGGAAUCCCCCUUUCUCCACUCUCUCUGUUUUCCCUCCGAUUAUUUCAAACUCCCGAUUUGCUCCUUUCAACCCUGCCCACCCCACAGCAAAAAAAAACCGGUCCACACCAUGCUCUGCUCGGCUCCGGCCGCCAAGUCUGGUUUAAACUGGCUCGACCGGCUCCGUUCAAUCAAGGGCAUCCCUACCGGCGACGGUCUCGACCUCGACUCUUUCCUCUCCAACCACUCUAAUUCCAAUUCCGACCCCACUUUCUUUCCUCCGAAGCGGAACCGCAAUCGGUCUCGGGGCUCCGAGUCAUCUACACCCGAUGCUGGCCCCCCAUCAAUGGGCAGCGUCCUUGCAGAGCUCUUCAACAUGGGGAGCAGCCUCAGCCAAAGUUCCAAACUUUCCGGGAAGAAGUGCCCCAGGAAGCAGACAAAUCCCAAAUAUUUCGUCGCUUCUUCUGUGAGUAACAGUAGAAUAAUCGACUUUGCGCGAAAGGACGAGAAAAAUGUCCCCUGUACGAAUUCUUCUUCCAUUAACCUUGAGCUGGAAAGGAAUGAAGGGGACAUAGCUGGUUGGGAUGUAGAGGAGGAGGAGGAGGUAGAAGGCGAAGAAAAAGAGAGUGGUGGGAACGACUUGAAGGGGUUUUCGAAGAGUGAGGUGACAUUGAUUGAUACGAGUUGCCCGGAAUGGAAGGUCGACAAGCUUGUGUUUAGAAAGAAUAAUGUAUGGAAAGUCAGAGAGAGGAAAGGAAAGUCCAAGGUUUUUGGAAAGAAAAAGAGGAAGGGGAGUUUUGGGUUUGACAAGGAACUCAGGCUUCUAGAUUCUCAAUUUCGAUCCUCCUUGGAAACAAAUACGGAAGAGUUUCGAACGCGAUCUACCCAAGGACAGAAUACUGAGAAGAAUAUGAAAGAUGUUGGUGUAGACACAGCCCGGGAUGAUCCGAAGCCUCCUCCCAAAAAGAGGUUCCAAUUUUCCAGGCCGCCUGCAACUUCAAGAAAGGAAAACAAGUCUGUCAGUAUGAUAUAAACAACUCCUGCAUAAAACAACACAGGAACAAGAGUUUCAAAUCUUAAUAAAGGCGGCUGACGGCAUGAAAUAAUUCCAAGUCUCCACAGGUCAUUUACUUGUAAUUCUGAAUUCUCAUUUGCCUGCUGCUUAAUUAUGGUAUUGUUGGUCCUUCAUUGUCAUUUUAGUCACAAAACGUUUAUUGAUGUAAAGCUCUUUUGUUCUUCUUGAAUUGCAAACUUGUUUUCAGCAAUAGAUCUGCAAAUUUAAGUUA
Molecule: messenger RNA, 1319 nt
Organism: Prosopis cineraria
Lineage: Eukaryota; Viridiplantae; Streptophyta; Magnoliopsida; Fabales; Fabaceae
Exons: 3
Coding region: 164-1066 (300 amino acids)
Source: RefSeq, a predicted model, not a curated record